CGUGCGCCGUCGGCGGCUUGCGCCGGUAAUGAGGGAAAACGACGGUUUGGAGUUGCUGGGCCGGACGUUGCCGUGGAGCCAAGCGAGGAGCGCCGCCGGCGUGGCGGGUUAACAGUGGUUGGAUCAAAAGGAACUGACAUCUCUCUUGGACUGUUCCAUCAGCUUCAACAUGGCUGGAGGCAUUACUGAUACAGGAGAGCUGUACUCACCUUACGUUGGCCUGGUUUACAUGUUCAAUCUCAUAGUUGGGACUGGAGCUCUGACUAUGCCAAAGGCCUUUGCCACUGCUGGUUGGCUUGUCAGCCUCAUCUUAAUAAUGUUCUUGGGGUUCAUGAGCUACAUGACCACAACUUUUGUAAUGGAGGCCAUGGCUGCUGCAAAUGCCCAGCUUCGUUGGAAGAGAAUGGAAAAGCACAAGGAUGAUGAUGAGGAUUCUUCAUCUGGCGUUUCUGAUAGUGAUGUUCUUCUUCCUGAAGGCUACGAGCGAUCAGAGACACGACCUAUCCUGUCUCUUCAGAGACGAGGAGCGCCUAACGUUUUUGAAAUCACUGAAAGGGUGGAGAUGGGUCAGAUGGCAUCCAUGUUCUUCAAUAAAGUGGGAGUCAACUUGUUCUAUUUCUGCAUAAUCAUCUACCUCUAUGGUGAUUUGGCAAUAUAUGCAGCUGCUGUCCCAGUUUCUCUCAUGCAGGUGACCUGUAGUGUGACGGGCAAUCAUUCAUGCAGUGUUGAAGAUGGUACUAAGUAUAAUGACACAGACAAGUGCUGGGGACCAAUCAGACGGAUUGAUGCUUAUAGAAUUUAUCUGGCUGCAUUUACCAUCCUCUUGGGCCCAUUCACCUUUUUUAAUGUGCAGAAAACAAAGUAUCUUCAGAUCCUGACAUCACUCAUGAGGUGGAUAGCAUUUGUCGUCAUGAUAAUUAUAGCCCUUCUCCGGAUUUCCAAAGGGAAAGGGGAAGGUCACCCUCCUUUAGCGCAACUCUCAGGGAUCCGCAAUCUCUUUGGGGUGUGCGUUUAUUCCUUCAUGUGCCAGCACUCGCUGCCAUCUCUCAUCACUCCCAUCUCCAAGAAGAAACACGUUAACAAGUUGGUCCUGCUGGAUUACACCUUAAUCCUGGGUUUCUACAGCCUCUUGUCCUUCACUGCUAUCUACUGCUUCAAGAACGGGACUCUCAUGGAUAUGUAUACGCUCAACUUCACCAGCUGUGACAUUGUCAAUAUCGCCGUUAUCCGCUACUUCCUGGGCCUCUUUCCUGUCUUCACCAUCAGCACAAACUUUCCUAUAAUUGCUGUGACUCUGAGGAACAAUUGGAAGACGCUCUUCCACCGGGAAGGGGGAACCUACCCGUGGGUAGUAGAUAGGAUUUUUUUCCCAGUCAUCACACUCAUUCCCCCCAUUAUCGUGGCAUUCUGCACCCACGAUUUGGAGUCCUUGGUGGGCAUUACUGGAGCCUAUGCUGGGAAUGGGAUCCAGUAUAUCAUCCCUGCUUUCUUAGCAUAUUGCAGCCGAAAAGACACUCAGCUGAUCUUUGGAAAUGGCACCCUCAAUAAACAUUUGUCCCCUUUCCGGCACACAUUCUGGAUUGGGUUUGUCCUACUCUGGGGUCUUUUUUGCUUUCUGUUUGUGACUGCAAAUAUCAUAUUGAGUGAAACUAAGCUCUAAUGAUGGAACAAUGCAGUUUGUUAUCAAAGAAACUGGAGGUGACUUCUAGACUUCUACUUCUGAUCUUGCACCUCUUAAGAACCUGCUAAUACUGUCUUGAGCUUGAUGCUCACUUUAUCAAUUUCGGGUGCAGUGCUGCUUGUCCAGUUCCUUUUUUAAUUCAGAUUUUCCCCUACAAAGUAUAAAGCUUUGAGUGUGAUCACUCCACCAGGCUGCUGUGGGCGCACAGCAUCUCUCUGUUUUUGCCUUGAUCACAGAUUCCCAUACAAACUGUCUUCCUCUCUUGUGCUAUGAUAUGUCAGAGGCUGUCAGAUAUGCAUCUCUCCCUCAAGAGUGAUGGAGGGGUGAGCCUUGCUGAAACCAGUCAAGCAAGCAGCCAAUGAAAGCAAGCAAUGAUUCCUUAUCGUUCUCAUGUCCCCUGAGGUGACUCCUCAACUAACAUGGAAGAGUCAAGAGCAGGAUGGACACAACUAGUUGAAUCAGAUUUCAUUGAAAUGUUCCAUGGCGUGGGGUCAACCUAAACUCAAAAAAUGAGGGAGAAAAUGCCCAGGGGUAGUUUCUUCCCACUCCAACACUUCUGUUGUUUCCUCCAUUUCUGUUACAGUCUUUCCAGCAAACAUCUGCCUUGCUGCAUGUAAUGUGGGAUCAGAUGCAUAGAUGUUACUGUGGAUUUAAAUGAAUACUUUUCAUCUGGUGAG
Molecule: messenger RNA, 2358 nt
Organism: Lacerta agilis (Sand lizard)
Lineage: Eukaryota; Metazoa; Chordata; Lepidosauria; Squamata; Lacertidae
Gene: SLC38A12
Product: transmembrane protein 104
Exons: 10
Coding region: 170-1660 (496 amino acids)
Source: RefSeq, a predicted model, not a curated record